AUGGAUGCGAUGGGCGGGAUCAGUGGCAUAGAGGGGAUGGAGGGGAUGGAGGGGAUAAACGACAUGCAAGCGAUCGAACUCGAUGCUGCUCUUGCCGCCACUUCUGGUCAAACGCUCGGCGUAACAGGCGGGGCUGACGAGGGAAGCACGACGUUUGAUGCCCUCUUUGGUGGCAGCUCCGGGGACGUCGGCAGCGGGUUUGGCCACAUUGCCGAUCUUACAGACUUACGUGACCUCGGCGGUAACCUGGGUGGAGACUUACGCAUGCGAGAUCGCGAAAUCGAUUAUCCUAUGGACAUGAACAUUGAUGAGCUCAGCGCGCUGGGGAUGCAUUUAUCGAGCGAUAUGAAGGGCAGGAGGUGA
Molecule: messenger RNA, 363 nt
Organism: Dacryopinax primogenitus
Lineage: Eukaryota; Fungi; Basidiomycota; Dacrymycetes; Dacrymycetales; Dacrymycetaceae
Exons: 1
Coding region: 1-363 (120 amino acids)
Source: RefSeq, a predicted model, not a curated record